This is a messenger RNA of Galendromus occidentalis (western predatory mite), 2188 nucleotides long. RefSeq names its product prestin-like. The record is from RefSeq and is a predicted model, not a curated record. NCBI's taxonomy places the organism in Eukaryota, Metazoa, Arthropoda, Arachnida, Mesostigmata, Phytoseiidae. Gene Ontology annotation, cellular component: membrane. Gene Ontology annotation, biological process: transmembrane transport.
GAGGGAAAUGGCUCUGGUUCGAACCCAGCUGCCGGUCGAGUUCCCUACCGGCAUUCCCUCGCGGAAGAGCGGGUUCUCGGCCAUGAUCUGCUCGGUGAUAUUCGCUCCCGGGAUCCGUCCCCGGGAGGGAUACCUACUCAGUGAGCCCCGGGACGUAAGGUUUGUCUGUAAAGUCCAGCCCGGGAGAAUAUCCCGGGCGAUUCCCACAAGACGCCGUGUAUGUCAUUAGAGGCGGGUCAUUCUGAUGAAGGAGGCGGAAAAAGUGACGAAUCUUCUCUCUUCAGGCAAGAAAAAUCUGGUCGGAGCCGUAAAGAAGGUCGUCUCCGACAACGUAGGUGUCGAAAACACCAAAAAAUCCUUCUGCGGAUUAUUCCCGAUCUUCGAUUGGUUGCCCAAGCACGACUUUAAGGGCGACCUGAUCGCAGAUCUGCUGGCGGGAAUAACGCUGGCAAUAUUCCACGUACCCCAAGCUUUCGGGUACGCGCUGAUCGUUGGCGUGCCAGCCGUCAACGGGCUAUACACAGCGAUGUUCCCGAUGAUGAUGUAUAUUCUGAUGGGAACAUCGCGGCAAAACUCCAUAGGAGCUUUUGCCGUAGUCUGCAUCAUGACGUCGCAGGUCGUGUUCAAGGCCCGCACGGCCUUGGACCUUCCGGACGACAUGAUCGUCAAUGUGACGGCGGCCACCUCGCUGCUAUCAGGAGUGUACCUGCUCCUGUUUGGGCUUCUGAAACUCGGAGGCCUAAGCGUGUUCCUCAGUGACCAGUUCAUUUCGGGGUUCACCGCCGGCGUAUCGGUCCACAUUGGGACUUCACAGCUCAGUGGGCUCUUCGGCUUCGAAGUUGAACACUACUCCGGAGCUUUCUCGCUGGUGAAGACAUACGUCAACUUCUUCACCCGAGUCCUCCACGAAACCCAUUGGCCGACGCUGGUCUUCGCAGUGAUAGCCGUCGUCAUCAUUCUUGCGGUGAAGAUUAUGGUCGAUCCAUAUCUUCUCCGCAAGAUCCGCAUGCCGUUCCCCAUCGAAAUGUUGAUGGUGAUCUUGUCCAUUGUAGUAUCGAAGCAAUUCGAUCUCAAGGGCAACAACUUCAAGGUCAUCGAAAACAUACCACACAAUUUGCCAGUGCCUACGGUGCCAGUGAUCAGCAGCGCGCUCUUCCAAGCUGUGGUCAUCGACGCUCUGGCAAUCGCUGUGGUAUCGGUCACCAUCGAUAUUUCUUUGGGUAGAAUCUGGGCCAGAGAGAGGGGUUACCAGAUAAGUGCGAAUCAGGAACUCUUCGCCGUCGGAGCCUGCAACGUAUUCGGUGCGUUCUUCGGCUGCUUCCCGGUCGGGGCUUCGGUUCCCAGGAGCUCGUUGCAGUUUCUGGCAGGGGGCCGCACUCAGCUCGUGAGUUUUUUUAACGUUGUGCUGAUUGCGAUCACCAUCGUUGCCCUCGGACCCCUCUUCGAGAAGAUUCCGACGGUCAUCCUCUCCUCGAUCAUCGUAGUUUCUCUAAAGAUCUUCAUGCAAAUUCGCGACUUCACGAACUUCUGGGCAAUUUCGAAAAUCGACGGGCACGUUUGGCUGGUCACUUUCUUCGCGACCGUGAUCUUGAAUGUCCAGUUGGGGCUGAUAUGCGGAGUGAUUUUCUCUCUGCUAACGCUCGUCUUCAAGAUCCAAAUGCCCAAGACGUACUUGUUGGGAAUGAUUCCUGACACCGAUUUCUACGCGCCCAUCAAGCUAUACGUGCAGGCGAUCGAGAUUCCUGGGGUGAAGAUCUUCCAUUUUGGAGGACCGCUGCACUUCGGGAAUGCGGAAUUCUUCCGAACUGAGCUCGGACGCCGCACGAACAUCGAUGGCCACCAGUACGCGAACCCAAUAGCUGAGGAUAUGAAACACAACGAUAGUGCCGAUGUGGUCUGGCGGCCAGCUCAGCAAGUCAAGGCGAAAACAAUAAUUCUCGACUUCAGUCGCAUCACUUUCGUGGACGGAACUUCAGCCCAGGUGCUGAAAGAAGUCGUUGAAUCGUAUCAUAAGUUAGGUCUCACCAUCUGCGUAGCGGGUUGCAGCUCAGCCGUGUACUCUCUUUUGCGGAAAGCCGGAGUUUCAGAGAUUGUCCUAGAGCCACUAUUUUUCCCAACGAUCCACGAUGCCGUCAUGUCGGUCACGCGGAACCCAACGACUGUUGUGCAUAUCCAUGCGGUCGAGUGA